Ananas comosus (pineapple) is the source of this 3870-nucleotide messenger RNA. Its product is annotated as putative disease resistance protein RGA3. NCBI's taxonomy places the organism in Eukaryota, Viridiplantae, Streptophyta, Magnoliopsida, Poales, Bromeliaceae. Bases 127 to 3498 code for a protein of 1123 amino acids. Gene Ontology annotation, biological process: defense response to other organism. The record is from RefSeq and is a predicted model, not a curated record. Gene Ontology annotation, molecular function: ADP binding; protein binding. The transcript has a single exon.
UCCCAGAAACUUCUCUCUCUCUCUCUCUCUCUCUCUCUCUGUGUUUUGGUGACUAGUAUUUAAUUAGAUUCCAUCGCAACAAAAGCAUCAGAGGAAGCACUCAGAGAAGAGAAAUUGCUAGCAACAAUGGCAGACGUAGUGAGCUCGAGCCUCCUGAGGUUGGUGUUUGACAAGCUGGGAGCCCAGGUCACGAAGGAGUUCGGGCUAGUGAUGGGCGUCGAGAAAGAGCUGAACGAGCUGGAGACGACCCUCGCCGCGAUCCGCGACGUGCUCGCGGACGCGGAGGCGCGGCAGGCGCAGGAGCGAGCUCUCGCCGGGUGGCUGAGGAGGCUCAAGGACGCCGCAUUCGACGCCGACGACGUGCUCGACGAGGUCGCCGCCGCCGAAGCACUCAGAAGGACGUCCCGCCGGAACGGAAGCGGCACAAAGGCGGUGCUCGGUAAGCUGUCUUCCCUCCCCAACUCUAUCAUGUUUCAGUCUAGAAUAGCCAGGAAGGUUAAAAAAAUUAGGGAGAGAUUAGAUGAGAUUGCGGACGAGAGAUCGAAGUUUCAUUUGCGCGAGGGAGUGGUACAUGAUUGUAAGAUAGAGAAUUCAGCAAGAGCGGAAACCGGGUCUUUUGUAGUCGAAUCGGAGGUUUACGGUAGAGAGGAGGAUAAAGAAAUGAUAGUUGAGUUUCUGCUGGCCAUGUCAAGUGAGGUUGAUCCUGGGGUUAUUGGGAUUGUUGGGUUGGGAGGGCUCGGUAAGACGACUCUCGCGCAGUUAGUCUAUAGUGAUCGAAGGGUGUGCGGCCAUUUCGAGAAGAUGAUAUGGGUUUGUGUCUCUGAUGAUUUUGACUCUAGACGGCUUAUUAGAUCGAUCGUGGAAUCUGUAACCGGAGCAAAGUUUGAUCUCGCGAGCAUGGAGUCGAUGCAGCGUUCGCUUAUGGAAAGGCUGGAAGGAAAGAGAUUCUUGCUUGUGCUCGAUGAUGUUUGGAAUGAGAAUUCUGAGAAGUGGGAUAGAUUGAGGACUUUGCUGACCGUCGGCGGCAGGGGAAGUAAGGUCGUAGUGACCACUCGGAGCGUAAGAGUUGCCUCUUUGAUGGGCACGGUUGAGCCUCACAUUUUGCGCAGUCUAUCGGAGGAUGAUUGCUGGUUGUUGUUUGAGCGGAGAGCAUUCGGGUUGGAUGCCGGAGAGAAGACAGAAAACUUGGUAACCAUCGCAAAAGGGAUUGUGAAGAAAGCCGGCGGUGUUCCCUUGGCAGCAAAGGCUUUAGGUAGUUUAAUGCGAUUCAAGCGAAGGGAAAGCGAGUGGUUGGCAAUUAGGGACAAUGAUAUCUGGAACUUACCAGAUGAAGAGAAUGAAAUUUUACCCGCCCUAAGGUUGAGUUACAAUCAUUUGCCAUCACACUUGAAGCAAUGCUUUGCAUAUUGCUCCAUAUUUGCGAAGGAUACUCCGAUAUAUAUAAACAAAUUAGUCCAACUUUGGAUUGCAGAAGGCUUCGUUCGGUCAUUAGAUAGGCGAGCAGAAUUGACUGAUAUUGGUUUGCGCUAUGUGGAUGAGUUAUUAUCAAGAUCUCUCUUUGAGAGUCAUGAGAGAGGCUCAGAUGGUGUAGUAUUUAGUAUAAAAAUGCAUGACCUAGUUCACGAUCUUGCACAGUCCGUUGCAGGGGAAGAAUGCUCAAUUGUUGACCCUAGUGGUACCAAAAGAGACAUUGCUUCAACCACACGUUAUUCAUCAUUUCUCUGCGAAAACGAGCCAAUAUCGUCGGUUCUAGAAGUUUUGAAUAAGGCAAAUAAAUUGCGAACCUUAUAUUUAGUUGCACCGGAUUCCAGGAAAGUAGACCUAACUAAGUGUCCUAAAAAAAAGGAGGACGACUACAAUAAGAUUCUCGAGAUUCUUCAAAUUAUAUUCUCUAACAUGAAGCUUCUAAGAUCACUUCAUCUUGCCCACUACCCCAUGAAAGAACUUCCAGUUUCGGUUAAAAAUCUUCGGCAUCUAAGGUAUCUUAAUCUGUCAUUUACAAGCCUUAAAAACCUACCACCAUCAAUUGGCCUCCUUCAGAAUCUGCAGAUCUUGAACCUAGCAAGAUGUCAAAGUCUACAAGCAUUGCCAGAAUCCGUUGGUGACCUCUUCAAUCUCUAUAUAUUGGACCUUAGUGGCUGUUCGAGCCUCCUUUCUUUACCAUCCUCAAUCGGCCGUCUCAGGUGUUUGCAAAACUUAGACCUCUCCAUUUCUGGCAUCCAAAAGUUGCCCGAAUCCGUUAGCUGCCUCUCAGAUCUUCGAUCAUUGGGACUUAGACACUGUUACUUUGUACGCGAGCUUCCGGAAAACAUGGAAAACAUGGCAAGCCUUGUACAUCUAGACAUAUAUGCUUGCUAUGAACUGACAUGUAUGCCUUCAGGGAUAGGACAAUUGAGUUGCCUUCGAACACUACCGAUCUUUGUGGCUGGCGGAAGGAGCAAGUGCAGCCUUGGAGAGCUCAACCGACUCAAUCUUGAAGGCCGAUUAGAUAUAAGAAAGCUGGAAAAUGUGAAAAAUGCAGAAGAGGCUAAGGAGGCUAACUUGAUCGGAAAGCUGAAUCUUCAAUCACUGCAUUUGUCAUGGGAUCUGAAUGCUUACAAAAAGACAAUAGUUGAAUGUGCAAGUAACAACGAUGAUGAAGAAGGCAUGCACAAAAUCAUGGAAGCAUUUCUGACACACUUCAAACCAUUUCUGGCACAGGAGUGGGAUGCGGACUGUGAGUUGGCUGAGAAAAUUCUUCAGGGUCUCCAACCGCAUCAAAAUUUGACUGUAUUAGAGAUUGAAGGCUACUUGGGAAAAACUUUUCCAAGAUGGUUGUCGGAGUUGACACUUCCUAAUCUUGUAGAGCUUACGCUAAACACUUGUGUCAGAUGUGAGACUCUCCCUGAGUUCAACCAGCUGCAUCACCUUAAGAUCCUUGUAUUAAACAAUCUUCUUGCUAUCAACCGCCUUCCGGCCCUUGGGCAGUUGCCUUCUCUGAAGGUCCUGAAAUUAUCUGUUCUUCCUGGGGUCAAGUGCUUGGGCUCAGACUUUUAUGGUGGGGAUGGUGCGUUCUUUACUUUGGAGGAAUUGGAACUAUCAUGUAUGCCUGAGUUGGAGGAGUGGUUUGGAGUUGCGGGGCCGGAAUUCUUUCCUCAUCUCUCGAACCUGACGAUAAUGUUAUGCCCAAAACUGAGAGCAUUGCCGUCAGAUUUCCCAUUAGUUAAAGAGCUUUCAAUGUGUUGCGACGACAAGUUACUUCUUUCUGCCUUUGAGAGCGGAGCAUUUCUGAAUCUUGAGAAACUAGAUAUACAGAACUGCACGAGUCUCUUAAAGUCAUCUCUACCUCAAGUGCUUAUCGAGCGUUUCAGAUCUAAUCCUGGAUUAUUACAUAGCAUGUCAGCUUCAGGUCAGUGUUACAAUGGUGACAGUCUCGUCGAUCUCGUUGCUGAGUCUCUGAACGAUGUGCAGAAUCGAUCUGAACUUGACGGGGAAAUCCAGUAUCAUUUUGUCCAGUAAGUUUGCAAUAACAAAGCAGCAAAAAGAUAGAAGAUGAGCUGAUGCUUUUUGCAGAUCUUAAUCCCUCUUUCUUUUCGGAAUUCUUUUCGUGACUAUUUUUUCUUUUCUUUCACUUUAGGGCUGUUGAAGUACUAGAAUGAACCUAGCUUGCUAUCUUCAAUACUUCAAUGCAAUUUAAGGAUUGUGGCGCAUGGACGCUUUUAUUUAAUGUUAGAUCAAAAAAAGCUUGUUUGUAGUUUAAUUCCUUAGGACAGUGAGUUGUCUGUUUGGCAGAGGAGGUAUUUUGAUUCUAUGGAGAGUGUAAAUUCCAUGUAAAUAAAAGAUAAUGUAAUUACAUGUUUUACAAAUUGAUUUGACUUUUACAUAUGUCAA